This is a messenger RNA of Olea europaea var. sylvestris, 2867 nucleotides long. RefSeq names its product mitogen-activated protein kinase kinase kinase 5-like. NCBI's taxonomy places the organism in Eukaryota, Viridiplantae, Streptophyta, Magnoliopsida, Lamiales, Oleaceae. The coding region runs from base 182 to 2224 and encodes 680 amino acids. Gene Ontology annotation, biological process: protein phosphorylation. The transcript is spliced from 11 exons. Gene Ontology annotation, molecular function: protein kinase activity; ATP binding. The record is from RefSeq and is a predicted model, not a curated record.
AGCGACCAAGAAACGACUCUCUUAUUUUCUUUAGUUGUCAUAAACCGCGUGCUUAGGCGUUUACAUUUGGAGGGUCUCUUCUUCAUCCACCACGCCACACACUCAUUGUUCUUCCUGAAAAUUCAUUGUUAUUUGCUUGCUGCCACCAUUACAUAAAUGUAAUGUGCGUAUUUUUGCAAUUAUGCAUUGGUGGCAGGGCGCAUUCACACCCUCUUCAAAAUCGAAUUCUGAUGACAAUCUUAUCGGCGGAGGAAUGGGUCGGUACACGUUGAAAACGGACAUGUGUUCGUCCACUAAGAGCCGCCAGCUAACGCGCGCAAGGAAGUUGCGGCAUUUGACGGAUAACGACGUGGAGCUUUGGCGAACGCCUACGCAUGGCGUCAAUUUGCCCUCUCAGCCGUGCCCUCAGCCGCUGCCCUUGCCGCUGCCGGAAGAUCAUGUUCUGUUGGGUCAUGAUGUAAAGUUGAAUGGUUCCGCUACUAAUUCGUAUAAUUUGCCCUCGCCCUACGACGCGCUUAGUAAAGUUGGUCACAGAGGUUGUGGUGGAGGUGAAGAGAGGAAUAUAGAAAGGGAGAAAUCCAAGGAGUUAAAUGCAGAUACAAUUGAUGGACCCAAUAUGCUUAAUAGCAGAUUAGAUGGCCAAGAUACUCAGAUGAAUGCAGCUUGUACUGAAAUGCGGUCGUCUGGGAAAUCGUCUCGGGCAGAAAAUGGCUUGGAAAGAUCGUCAAAUAACUACAAUAUCAAUGUUCCUGUAAGUGCUCCAACUAGUCCUUAUUCAAGCCCUGGACUAAGCCCUCCAAGAGGUGGAAGUGAUUUUCUUGCAGCUCAUUACCUGACUCCCCCAAGUAUUUUUCAAGCUUGGUCUGGACUGGAGGUGCCACAUUCAGAUGCAAAUCUUGGCCUAGGGUUUUCCUACCAAAUAUUACCCCAAAAAAGUGCAUCAAGUGAUGACAGCUCUCCCGUCCGUGGUCCAAGGGCAAGUUCCCACCGACGUACAAGUGUUACUAGGCCUUUGUCAUGGCACGAGAGCAAUUCUCAAGCCACUGUUCAUCCCUUACCUCUUCCUCCAGGAGCUGCCUUGCCUUCACUGGCCACUCCAGUGUCCCCAAACCCAUCUAGAACUGAAUUUCCAGUCACUUCUAUGCCUUCACAGCCAACUCCAAUUUCUCCACUUGCACCUAAAUCUAGUUUUCCAGGAGCUACAAUGCCUUCACUGCCAACCACAAUUUACCCAGUACCAGUUAAACCAGAAUUGAUGCCUAUUAAAGGUAAAUGGCAGAAAGGAAAGCUUAUUGGGCGUGGGACAUUCGGAAGUGUGUAUGUAGCUUCAAAUAGAGAGACUGGAGCCUUAUGUGCCAUGAAAGAAGUUGAAAUUUUACCAGAUGACCCAAAAGCUGCAGAGUGUAUGAGGCAAUUGGAGCAGGAAAUCAAAGUGCUUAGCAAUCUGAAGCAUCCAAACAUUGUGCAGUAUUAUGGUAGUGAAAUUGUUGGUGACCGGUUUUAUAUAUACUUGGAAUAUGUUCAUCCUGGUUCAAUCAAUAAAUUCAUCCGUGACCAUUGUGGAGCGAUCACAGAAUGUGUAGUUCGCAAUUUUACUCGUCACAUUCUAUGUGGGCUGGCUUAUUUGCAUAGUACAAAAACCAUACACAGGGACAUCAAAGGUGCUAAUUUGCUCGUUGAUGCGUGUGGAGUUGUCAAGCUUGCUGACUUUGGGAUGGCUAAACAUAUGACUGGUCAAGCUGCUAAUCUUUCGUUAAAGGGUAGUCCAUACUGGAUGGCUCCCGAGCUCUUGCAGUCUUUGAUGCAGAUAGACGCUAGUUCUGAUCUUGCUUUAGCAGUUGAUAUAUGGAGCUUGGGCUGUACUAUUAUUGAAAUGAUGAAUGGAAAACCCCCUUGGAGUGAAUGUGAAGGGCCUGCAGCAUUGUUCAAGGUUUUAAAGGAGAAUCCACCAAUACCUGAAACAAUGUCGGCAGAUGGCAAGGAUUUCUUGCGCCGAUGCUUUAGAAGAAAUCCCGCAGACAGGCCAACAGCUAGCAUGUUGCUCGAACAUCCAUUUGUGAACCAGUUAAUUAAUGAAAUAACAUCAACGGGUAAUAAAAAAUUUCAGCAACCAAGUUAUCAAUUCGAUCAGGUGCCUGUGUCCAAAGAUACACGGACCACAAAGGGCAAACUGCAAGCUACAAUGAGACUAGCCAACGAAGUCAACGUGAAGUAUCCAAUUUAGCCAUGGUUCCGCUUCUUUCUCCUCGUUCAACUCUUGAAGCUCUUCCUAGUUUAUCACCAUUGUGCUAGGGCAAUCCAUUGCCCCUGUGGUCCCAGCAUUCCAGCAAAUGUUUGUAGUACUCAAACACGGUGAGAGUAGGAAUCGUCGAAGAGUAAUGGAUCUGCCACAUACCUUUUUUGGCGGGUUUUCCCCUUGAGAUCUCUCCUCCUUUAGUGUGCCCUUACAGGAAGAACUUAAGGGCAAGCUGGGGUAGCCUCGACAUGAUUAAAAGGAAGAAAAAAAGAAGUGAAAAUCUUGUCUGUUGUGAGAACUAAACUAAUGAUUGUGUGAGAAUCUCCCUUUGUAUUCUUUCCUAGGUAGCUAGCAGCCAAGGGAGUUUGAUACGGUAACUUUUUCCCUGUUAAUGUUGUUAAGAAAGGGAAACUCUUGGAAAGUCUCCCUGGACUGUGAAUUGUAGAUGUAGGCUUUGUAUAUUAUUCAAGGAAGUAGAGCUUAUCGAUAAUCUUGACAUACAAAAGAUUGAUUUCAUUAGACUUUUUCAGUAGUUAUUAGAUACAGUAGCGAAAAAGGAUUCAUACAACUGAUUCGAAGGUUAUUGAAAAUAUAAUUUAGUUGUACUCUUAAUGUGAAUGCUUCACAGUUA